AUGGUUUGCCAUUUGAUGGCAACCGUUGUAUUGACUCAACAAUGGAUUCUUAAGAUAAUGAGCAAUACUUACGAGCAAACCAUAGAUGAGAUGAUAAUUGAAUUAAAUGGCAUAAAAGACGGUGCAAUCGAUUCCUCCAGAGCUGACGUCCACGACCUCCUCCAAGACGGCAGUCAUUCAAGUGUCCAAUCAGUCGACGGACGCAAAGUUGUGAUCAAUUUGAACUUCAACAAAAACAGUGAAUUCAUUGAGUCUUCAGUUUGUGAUAAAAGUGGUGAUGAAAACGACGAGCCGGACAACAGCCGGCGCUCACCUGACGGCCCC
Messenger RNA from Oppiella nova, 324 nucleotides. Lineage: Eukaryota; Metazoa; Arthropoda; Arachnida; Sarcoptiformes; Oppiidae. The record is from the annotation of a GenBank genome assembly.